Messenger RNA from Pistacia vera, 8312 nucleotides. Its product is annotated as protein SABRE. The record is from RefSeq and is a predicted model, not a curated record. NCBI's taxonomy places the organism in Eukaryota, Viridiplantae, Streptophyta, Magnoliopsida, Sapindales, Anacardiaceae.
AUCACGUCAUUGUACAAUUGGAACUCAAGUACAUAGAAGCAAAGUAUCAUCAGGUUUAGAUAUGCUUUUGUUGAGUUUUAUUAUUCUGAUUCCUCGAAAUUUGAACGCCAGUAUGUUCUGGUAUUCUAGUAACAGGUUUUUGAUGCAGCUAAAGAUGGAAAGGCCUGGUGGAAUGAGAAAUUCAGAUUCUAAUCCAUGUUACUGGGCAUGCUUUAUUUUAAGUUUGGUUAAUCAGUGAUGCAUAUGUACUUAAAUCUAAUCACAAACGGUGAAAUUACCGUGUGCUGGACUGUAAUGCUGUAUUCUGGCCUUGUAAAAAGUUCUGCUCUAUAAAUAGACUUUGGCCAAGGAGGAGGGCAUAUUAUGGGACUUGUUAUUUGGUGUUAUGAUUUAUGUGUCUACAAAUAACUUAUAAAUAUUUAUUAUAAUUUUAGAAAUCACCCUUUUGUUUCUAAAUAAAAAUCCAUCAUUAAAGAAAAUUAUAUUUAGAAAUUCUUUAGAUUAGGAAGGUUUUGACACAGUGUUAGGUGUUCUGUUUCUACUUCAUCCAUCCCUCUGAAUACUUCUGGCAUCUUUUGUGUGUAAUCAUGAAAUGAGAGGAAGAUGUGUGUGCAAUCAGCAGAAAAUUAAACAUUUAGAUAUAUGGCAUGUAUUUUACAGCGCAAGAUAAAUGCCUUAUCUUCAUCUUGUUUUGACUUUGAUUAUAUGGAGGGUGCUAUUGAGUCUGUAUUUGUUGGUGAAAUCAAAUUCAGCUUACGUCAGUCCUUGGUCAAACUUCGGGUUGGUUUUAUUUCUAAGGUUCCCAAACUACAAGUGUUACUAUGUGACUUAGAAGUUGUUAUGCGGCCAUUAAAUAAAAGCUCAAAGAAAACUAAAACUCGUAAACCGCGCUCUUCAGGCAGGGGAAAAUGGAUGGUUGUUGCUAACACUGCAAGAUUUUUGUCAGUUUCUGUAACAGACAUGGUUGUGAAGACGCUCAAGGCUGCUGUUGAAGUCAAGGAACUGACAGUGGAUAUAUCAAAAGAUGGUGGAUCAAAGCCAGGUCUUCUGGUUAAGCUACACAUAUUACCUAUUUUUGUAUGCAUAGGUGAACCACGGAUCUGUUGUGACCAAUCAUCCAACUUAAAUGCUGGAGGAUGCAUUUCUUCCAGCCAAGCAUCAUUUGCCAUGAUGGAAAAGUCUUCUGCUCCAUUUAGCUGUGAAGAAUUUUCUCUCUCAUGUGAAUUUGGUCAUGAUAGGUUUGAUGAUGAAUGUGCUUGGUGUAUGUUACUUUCUCUAUUUCUUCUCUCUUUGUCAACAGUACACCCUAACUCAAAUAUACCAACCUCACCUAUCAGAGCUGAGAUUGAUGUUAAGUUGGGCGGUACUCAAUGCAACAUCAUAAUGAGUAGAUUAAAGCCAUGGUUGCGCCUCCACUUGUCAAAGAAGAAAAGAAUGGUUCUUCGAGAAGAAAAUUCUACUAUUGGAAGGCCACAAUCAAGUGAUUCCAAAGUUGUUAUGUGGACAUGCACUGUAUCAGCCCCUGAAAUGACCGUUAUACUUUAUAGUAUCAGUGGUUUGCCACUUUAUCAUGGUUGCUCACAAUCGUCACAUGUAUUUGCAAAUAACAUUUCAAGUAUGGGAACUGCAGUACACAUGGAACUUGGUGAACUGAAUUUGCACAUGGCAGAUGAAUAUCAAGAAUCCUUGAAAGAGAACCUUUUUGGUGUGGAAUCAAAUUCUGGUUCCUUAAUGCAUAUCGCAAAGCUUAGUCUGGAUUGGGGCAAAAAAGAAAUGGACUCGUCUGAAGAAAAUGGUCUUAAGUCUAAAUUGGUCCUUUCUGUUGAUGUGACUGGUAUGGGUGUUAACUUGAAUUUCAAGCACAUUGAGUCACUUAUAGUAACUGCCAUGUCUUUUCAAGAUCUCUUUAAAACUCUAUCUGCGUCUGGUAAAAGAACAACACAGAGCCGAGGUGGGCAUUUAUCCAAAUCGUCUGGGAAAGGAACUCGACUCUUGAUAUUUAAUCUUGAACGGUGCUUUGUAAAUUUUUGUGGUGACACUGACUUGGACAACACUGUUGUUGCGGAUCCCAAGCGUGUAAAUUAUGGAUCACAGGGUGGUCGAGUUGUAAUUAGUGUCUUAGCCGAUGGCACACCGCGUACUGCAAAUAUCAUGUCCACUGAAUCUGAUGAAUUCAAGAAGUUGAAGUACUCUGUUUCUCUUGACAUCUUCCAUUUUAGUUUGUGUGUGAACAAGGAAAAGCAAUCUACACAGAUAGAACUUGAAAGAGCCAGAUCUAUCUAUCAGGAACAGUUGGAGGAACAUAAACCUGCUACAAAAGUGUCGCUUUUUGAUAUGCAGAAUGCCAAAUUUGUACGGCGUUCUGGUGGUCUAAAGGAGAUUUCUGUCUGCUCUCUUUUCAGCGCUACUGAUAUUACCGUCCGGUGGGAACCUGAUGCGCAUCUGGCACUAUUUGAACUUGUCCUGCAAUUGAAGCAACUGGUACACAACCAGAAGCUUCAGGGACAUGGUGAGAAACAUAUAGAAGAUGUCUGUUAUGUAAGAGAUGCUGAAGAGAAGAAAGAAGCCAUCAUGGAAUCAGGUCAUGUUGACAAGCACAAGAAGAAGGAAUCCAUAUUUGCCGUUGAUGUUGAAAUGCUGAGUAUAUAUGCUGAAGUUGGAGAUGGGGUUGAUGCUAUGGUGCAGGUUCAGUCGAUUUUCUCGGAGAAUGCUCGUAUAGGAGUGCUUCUAGAAGGACUUAUUCUUACUUUCAAUGGGUCCAGACUAUUUAAAAGUAGCCGGAUGCAAAUAUCUCGUAUUCCUAGUACUUCAAGUUGUCCAUCUGAUGGGAAUUUUCCAGCGGCCACCACUUGGGAUUGGGUAAUUCAAGGACUUGAUGUUCAUAUUUGCAUGCCAUUCAGGUUGCAGUUGCGUGCCAUUGACGAUGCUGUUGAGGAUAUGCUGCGAGGUUUAAAGCUUAUAAGUGCUGCCAAAACUAAGCUUAUAUUUCCUACGAAGAAUGACAGUUCAAAACCUAAAAAGCCUGUUUCAAUGAAGUUUGGCUGUUUGAAGUUUUGUAUUCGCAAGUUGACUGCUGAUAUUGAGGAAGAACCAAUGCAGGGUUGGCUUGAUGAACAUUACCAGCUGAUGAAGAAUGAAGCCUGUGAGUUAGCUGUCAGGUUAAAAUUUCUAGAAGAAUUCAUUUCCAAAGCCAAACAAUCUCCCAAGUCUUCUGAAACAAAUGAUUCUCCUUGUGAAAGAAAGGUUUGCUAUAAUGGAGUUGAGAUUGAUAUAAAUGAUCCUUCUGCUAUUGACAAAGUGCAAGAAGAAAUUCAUAAACAGUCAUUCCGUUCCUAUUACCAGGCAUGCCAAAAUCUGGCACCAGCAGAAGGUUCGGGGGCCUGUAGGGAAGGCUUUCAGGCUGGUUUUAAGCCUAGUAUUUCCAGAACUUCUGUUAUUUCCAUUUCUGCUACAGAGUUAGAUGUGACCUUGACAAGGAUUGACGGUGGAGAUGCUGGGAUGGUAGAGCUUCUGAAGAAGCUAGAUCCUGUUUGUAGGGAAAAUAAUAUACCAUUUUCUCGGCUCUAUGGGAGUAAUAUUCUCUUGCAUACUGGCACCCUAAUUGCUAAUUUAAGAAAUUACACGUUCCCCCUUCUUUCUGCAACUACUGGUAAAUGUGAUGGUUGCCUUGUGCUAGCACAACAGGCCACAUGUUUUCAGCCCCAAAUUUACCAAGAUGUCUUCAUUGGAAGAUGGAGAAAGGUUCGCAUGCUUCGUUCAGCAAGUGGAACAACUCCUCCUAUGAAAAUAUACUUUGAUUUGCCUAUAUCUUUUCAGAAAGGAGAAGUGUCCUUUGGAGUGGGAUACGAACCAGCUUUUGCUGAUAUUAGCUAUGCUUUUACUGUAGCACUUCGUAGGGCUAAUUUAAGUAUUUGGAAUCCAGGUCCCCUAAUUCAGCCACCAAAGAACGAAAAGAACUUACCAUGGUGGGAUGAUAUGAGAAAUUACAUUCAUGGAAAUAUCACCUUACACUUUUCUGAAACCAAAUGGAACCUACUUGCAACUACUGACCCUUAUGAGAAGCUUGACAAGCUUCAAAUUGUAUCAGCUAUGAUGGAGAUCAAGCAGUCAGAUGGUCGUGUUCAUGUUUCUGCGGAGGACUUUAAGAUAUUUCUGAGCAGCUUGGAGAGUAUGGCUAAGAGUCGUGGCUUAAAACUUCCUGCUGGCAUAUCUGGUGCUUUACUUGAAGCCCCAGUCUUUACUCUUGAAGUUACAAUGGAUUGGGAAUGUGAUUCUGGAAAUCCACUGAAUCAUUAUUUAUUUGCACUUCCUGUUGAAGGGAAAUCUCGUGGUAAAGUUUUUGAUCCCUUCAGAUCUACUUCUCUCUCCCUUCGCUGGAGUUUCUCUCUUAGACCUGGUCUUCCUGCACCUGAGAAAUCACCCCCAUCUACCUUGGGAGAUAGCACCAUUGUAGAUGGAACUGUCUAUGGUCCACCUUAUAAGUCUGAGAACACUCCAGUAGCUUCACCAAAAUUGAAUAUCGGUGCUCAUGAUUUAGCAUGGUUAAACAAAUUUUGGAACUUGAAUUAUAUUCCUCCUCACAAAUUGCGUACUUUCUCUAGGUGGCCUCGUUUUGGAAUUCCACGAUUUAUCAGAUCAGGGAAUUUGUCAUUAGACAAGGUUAUGACAGAAUUUAUGCUCCGCAUAGAUGUUACACCUACUUGUAUAAAGCAUAUGUCCUUAGAUGAUGAUGAUCCAGCCAAAGGACUGACGUUUACUAUGUCCAAGCUGAAGUAUGAAAUCUGUUAUAGUCGUGGCAAGCAAAAAUAUACUUUUGAAUGCAGGCGUGAUCCUCUUGAUCUUGUUUAUCAGGGUCUUGACCUUCAUGUGCCUAAGGUUUUUAUAAAUAAAGAAGAUUGCACCAGUGUAGCAAAAGUAGUUCAAAUGACAAGGAAAAGUUCUCAGUCUGCCUCCAUGGAUAGAGUUCCUAGUGAAAAACGUAAUGUUAUGAAUGGUUGCACUGAGAAACACCGUGAUGAUGGAUUUUUAUUAUCUUCUGACUAUUUUACAAUUAGAAGGCAGGCCCCGAAGGCUGAUCCUGCUAGGUUAUUAGCAUGGCAAGAGGCUGGAAGAAGAAAUCUUGAGAUGACGUAUGUGAGGUCCGAGUUUGAGAAUGGGAGUGAGAGUGACGAGCACACGCGGUCUGACCCAAGUGAUGAUGAUGGAUACAAUGUGGUAAUAGCUGACAAUUGCCAGCGUGUUUUUGUUUAUGGUCUUAAGCUUUUGUGGACUAUAGAGAACAGAGAUGCUGUUUGGUCCUGGGUUGGCGGGAUAUCAAAAGCAUUUGAACCUUCAAAGCCUUCUCCUUCUCGACAAUAUGCACAGAGGAAAUUACUGGAGGAGAAACAGAAAAAUGAAGUUGAAACACUUAAAGAUGAUAUUUCUAAGUCCCCCACUACCAGCAAUGCUGCCGUUUCCCCUUCUCAACAAGGGGAGACAUCAGGAACGCUUUCAUCUCCAUCAGAGUCAGUUAAAAUGGAGAAUUCAUCAUCUGUUAUGGUUGCGAAAAAUGAUAGCAUCAAUGACUUUGAGGAGGAGGGAACUCGUCAUUUUAUGGUCAACGUUAUUGAGCCACAAUUUAAUCUUCAUUCAGAAGAGGCCAAUGGUAGAUUUCUGCUUGCUGCUGUCAGUGGCCGUGUUUUAGCCCGAUCAUUUCAUUCAGUCCUUCAUGUUGGAUAUGAGAUGAUUGAACAAGCACUUGGUACCACAAAUGUGCAUAUUCCUGAAUGUGGACCUGAAAUGACAUGGAAACGCAUGGAGCUCUCUGUGAUGUUGGAGCAUGUUCAGGCUCAUGUUGCACCUACUGAUGUUGACCCAGGGGCUGGACUGCAGUGGCUUCCUAAAAUUCGGAGAAGCUCUCCAAAAGUAAAGCGCACUGGUGCUCUACUUGAAAGAGUUUUUAUGCCUUGUGAUAUGUAUUUUCGAUACACAAGGCACAAAGGUGGGACUCCAGACCUGAAGGUGAAGCCCUUAAAAGAGCUCACUUUCAAUUCUCGCAAUAUAACAGCUACGAUGACAUCUCGCCAGUUUCAGGUUAUGCUUGAUGUGUUGACUAAUCUUCUCUUUGCACGGCUUCCCAAGCCUCGAAAAAGUAGUUUGUCUUUUCCUACUGAAGAUGAUGAAGAUGUUGAAGAGGAGGCAGAUGAGGUGGUUCCUGAUGGUGUCGAAGAGGUAGAACUUGCAAGAAUUAACCUUGAACAGAAAGAGCGGGAGCAGAAGUUGAUUCUUCACGACAUUAGGAAAUUGUCUCUUCAUUGUGAUACUUCAGGAGAUCUAUGUCAAGAAAAAGAAGGCGAUUUGUGGAUAGUAGCCAGUGGGAAAUCAACAUUGAUACAAGGACUGAAGAAAGAGCUUGUAAAUGCACAAAAAUCUAGGAAGGCGGCAUCUGCAUCUUUAAGAUUGGCUCUGCAGAAAGCUGCUCAGUUACGACUGAUGGAGAAGGAGAAAAACAAAAGUCCAUCCUAUGCUAUGCGGAUUUCCUUGCAAAUUAACAAAGUUGUUUGGGGCAUGCUUGUAGAUGGUAAAUCUUUUGCUGAGGCUGAGAUAAAUGACAUGAUUUAUGAUUUUGACCGGGAUUACAAAGAUAUUGGUGUCGCUCAGUUUACAACUAAGUACUUUGUUGUAAGAAACUGCCUGCCAAAUGCCAAGUCUGAUAUGCUUUUAUCAGCAUGGAAUCCUCCGCCAGAAUGGGGAAAAAAAUUCAUGCUUCGUGUUGAUGCAAAGCAGGGAGCUCCAAAGGAUGGAAACUCUCCUCUUGAACUUUUCCAGGUAGAAAUUUACCCCCUUAAGAUCCAUUUGACAGAGACAAUGUACAGAAUGAUGUGGGAGUAUUUCUUCCCAGAAGAAGAACAAGACUCACAACGGCGGCAGGAAGUUUGGCAGGUCUCAACAACUGCUGCUGGCAGACGUGGUGGUAAGAAAGGCUUAUCAAUGCAUGAAGCUUCAGCCUCAAGCAGUCAUCCUACAAAAGAGUCUGAGGUCUUAUCCAAACAAAGUGCCUCUGCAGUACCCUUUUCUUCUUCAACCAGUCAGCUUCCUGCUGAUUCUUUGCAAGCAUCAAAGUUGCAAAAUGUGAAGACAAGUGCUGUUCGCAGUUCAGCUCCUGAGCUUAGAAGAACGUCUUCUUUUGACAGAAAUUGGGAAGAGACUGUAGCAGAAUCUGUUGCUAAUGAACUUGUCCUACAGGUUCACUCUCCCAGUGGUGUGUCACUUGGUUCUCUUGAGCAACAAGAUGAUAUGUCUAAGAGCAAAUGGAAAGACUCCAAGCCUGUGAAGCUUGGUCGGUCAUCACAUGAAGAAAAAUUGAAGCCUGGUCGGUCAUCACAUGAAGAAAAAAAGAUUUCCAAAGUGCAAGAAGAGAAAAGAUCCAGGCCUCGAAAAAUGAGGGAAUUUCACAACAUCAAGAUAAGUCAGGUCGAGCUACUGGUUACUUACGAAGGAUCAAGAUUUGUUGUGAAUGAUCUUAAGUUGCUGAUGGAUACAUUUCAUCGUGUUGAGUUCACUGGCACUUGGAGGAGACUCUUCUCACGAGUUAAGAAGCAUAUCAUCUGGGGGGUUCUAAAGUCUGUGACUGGAAUGCAGGGUAAGAAGUUCAAAGACAAAGCACAUAGUCAACAACCUAGUGGAACUGGUGUUCCUGACAGUGACCUUAAUUUGAGUGACACUGAGCAAGGGCAAAUGGUGAAAGCUGAUCAGUAUCCAAUAACCUGGCUCAAGCGGCCAAGUGAUGGAGCAGGUGAUGGGUUUGUAACUUCGAUAAGGGGACUGUUCAAUACCCAACGUCGCAAGGCCAAGGCAUUUGUGCUACGGACUAUGAGGGGGGAAGCGGAGAAUGAUUUUCAGGGGGAAUGGAGUGAAAGUGAUGUGGAAUUCUCCCCCUUUGCUAGGCAGCUUACCAUAACAAAAGCAAAGAGACUUAUCAGGCGGCACACGAAGAAAUUUCGGACAAGAGGACAAAAAGGUUCAUCUUCCCAGCAGAGAGAAUCACUUCCAUCAUCUCCAAGGGAAACCACUCCAUUCGAAAGUGACUCUUCUAGUGGAUCCUCCCCUUAUGAAGAUUUUCAUGAGUAGAAGUAUUUUUAAUCAUCAAUUUCUUUUGCAUUUGAGUCGAGUACAUAGCUUGGUGUACAUGAUUGUGUACAACUUUGAGCCUUGUGAUUCCUUUGGAUGAAGACGGGAAAGAUGAUGAAGCUCUCCGCAAAUAAAAUCAGGCUGCGUUAUUCCUGAGGAUUUAAAGUACACAUCCGCUAAGACCUCCCAUUUUCACUACAUGA